Messenger RNA from Spirodela intermedia, 2645 nucleotides. Lineage: Eukaryota; Viridiplantae; Streptophyta; Magnoliopsida; Alismatales; Araceae. The record is from the annotation of a GenBank genome assembly.
AUGCACUACGAUGAACCUCAGGACCGGUAUCGCGGUGGCAGGGGGUUCCGUGACCGUCGCCCUUCCGGCCCUUCCGGCCUGCUUAUUCGGAACCUCCCUCUCGACGCCAGGUUCGAGAUGUUUUCACCCCUUCUCUACCGUGCUCUUCGUUCGUGCUCAAUGGCUAAAUCGCGGUACAAACUUUUACUUCCUCAGGCUUCUGCUUUUUCUUUGGAACGAUAGGAUUGGAUGGGAAUCCCUCUAGACGAAAUGAAGGAAUUAGGAAACUUUUCUACGUUCUUCAAACUGUUUACUCAGUUGUCAAGUCGGAAAAGUCGAUCAAAACUCUGGGAGUGAGCGAUGUCUUAUUGUCCUCCCGCACUCGCUGGUCGUCUUACUGGACCUAAGAGUGUCGUUGGCACGUUUGGCCUGCAUGAAAGGCCCUCAUUGUAGACUAUUCUUUGAAGGUUCCUUAUUCCCGCUCUUUUCCCUUUUCACCUUAUAGCCGGAUAAUUUUUCCGGUUUGUUCCUGGCUCAUUAAAGCUUUCAGACAUGUAAAUCGAUUUUUUGAGUGGGCCAUUCUCUAUUAAGGGAAGGACGAGGGACGUUUUCGUUGUUAGAGUCUCAUUUGCUUUCAAAAUUGCUUCCUUCACUUAUUUAAGUCUCAUUUAUCUCGAUCAAAAUGGUUUACUAAUGAGAUAAUCUUUGUCAAGAAGCGCUUUAAUGUCAGUCGUUAAACACAAGUUAACCAUCCGAAUUUAUGAUGGAUUGCCGUCAAAAACAGGAGAUAGCAUUGGGGUUACAUGGCUCUAUUGAGUUGUGAUUUAGAUGUGGUAGAUCUUGACUGCAUUUUUUCAUUCCUUGGUCCCCUUUGUUGUUGAGAUGAAGACAUAGCAACUAGAUGUUCAUUGUGGUAAUUUAUUGGAUACAUUUAAUGUAUUUUCCAACGCUGAAAGGAUAGUUAUGAUGACUGCUCUUUUAUUUAAUUUUGCAGACAAGAAGAUCUGAGAAUUCCAUUUGAGCGUUUUGGUCCUGUGAAGGAUGUUUAUCUUCCAAAAAAUUACUACACCGGGUAUACUUUGUUUUUUAGACCCCGCUCUUUUUUCUGUGGUUAUCCUAGCAUCAUUGCUUGUAAUCACGUGUCCUACGCAUUUCUUUCUUUUGUAUUUGGAUUCAUGUUUGUAGACUUCUCCAUUGAUGAAGAAUUUACGAGCAUUUUCACACUGUACCGGUUAGGUUGACUAUUGUUGUACAAAAAUCUAAUAUUUUGUUAAUUGAAAUUUCUCUUUCUGUUUCAGGUUUAGUAGUUCCCGUCGCAUAUAUAUAUAUAUAUAUAUAUAUAUAUAUUUCUAGUUGAUGGAAUUUUUUUAUUUACACGAGUAGUAUAUAGAAGUGUUGUCCCACAAUAAUGGGACGAACAUGACAAAAAUAGGGUAAAAUUAGGUAACUUUUUAAACAAAUUUAGAGUUCUCUGCCUGGUCACGUCAAUCUUCCCUGUGUGGCUAAUGUUGUUUCUUCCUUGAAAAAAGUUGACGCCAUUGAGAGGCUAGGGAAAAUUGAAACAUUUCAGAAAAUUUUCACUUCUUGUCCUUCGCCCAAUUCUCCCCUAGCGUUGCUUUUCUUGAUGACCUAGUCGUUUUGUCGUUGCUCAGUUGUGUUGCUUGUCACAGUGCCAAGUGCUGAUUAGUCGGGGCCACAUCAUAAUCUUGGGAAAUCUGUAUAUGCGUUGUUAGUUGUUAUGAAUUUUUUUCUUCAUUGUUGUACCUUCAGCAGGAUUGUCCUGCUGCACUAUGUGUGCUCCCAUCUUUCAUGCUCAUGACGACUAUUACGCAUUCUGUUGAGGUGCGGCAAAUAGAAUUACAAAAUUACCAAAUUACUCCUGCCUUAUACCUCAUUAUCCUCCCUUGAGAUAUGGGAUGUUCUUAUACAUUUAUGGCUUUGUGGUGAUUACAAGUUACCUUUGGAAUGUUAUGUCUUCACGAGUGUUUUUGCCGAUUCUUUGCUAAAAUGGGUGAUUUAGGAAGUUUCUUGUUUCAUUUUCCCCCUUUUAUUAAUAUAAUUAUCGUUCUCACUAUUGUUUCCAUUACUUUCCCCUUAUUACUUUUUUAAUAUUUGUGCCAAAUUCUUCUUAUAACGUCAGAUGUUUGAAUGUUUUCCCUGUAGGGAACCUAGAGGUUUCGGAUUUGUCAAAUUCCGCAACCCAGAAGAUGCAGCUGAGGCAAAACAACAGAUGAAUCAUAAGGUUAUAGGUGGUCGUGAGAUUAGAAUAGUUUUUGCUGAAGAAAACAGGAAAACCCCACAAGAAAUGCGCAAGAAUACACGUGUUAGGUAUGGCCCUUUUACAUUUUGUCAGCAGUGCCUUUUUGUUUCGGUAUCUUGUUUUGUGGAAGGAGUGUUUUCCUUUAUUUUGUUAUGUUUCUUGAUGCCGCUGAAUCCUUGCUGAUGCCGUUUCCUUGAAAAAUUUUCAGUGUCAGAAACCCUGGAGGAAGGAGGCUUUCACCAACGAGAUCUCCUAGGCGUCAAUAUCGCUGUCGGUACCUUUAUGUCACCUUUUUUCUGUUCUCAUGUCAUUACGCUGCAUUGAAUCUAUUUUUCUCAAAUGAAUGCUCACAUUUUAUUUCUGUCUUUGCAGCUUAUUCGUAUUCUCCUCCCCCAUCGGGGCAUGA